Molecule: messenger RNA, 11835 nt
Organism: Hemiscyllium ocellatum (epaulette shark)
Lineage: Eukaryota; Metazoa; Chordata; Chondrichthyes; Orectolobiformes; Hemiscylliidae
Product: neuroblast differentiation-associated protein AHNAK-like
Exons: 7
Coding region: 408-7892 (2494 amino acids)
Biological process (GO): regulation of RNA splicing; peripheral nervous system myelin maintenance
Cellular component (GO): cytoplasm; nucleus
Molecular function (GO): protein binding
Source: RefSeq, a predicted model, not a curated record
UGUGCUGCCUGUCAGGCUCUCUCUGUUCAUCAGAGUGCAGGGUGUUACAGAGGGCUUAAGCUUCAUCGGGUUCCCCUGGCUAGUUCCAUGUUGAGCCAGGGCUCCACAGGAAAGGAUAAAGCACUGAAGACUCAACCUGCAAGUCAACCUUUAGAGAAUCUUUAGACGGUGCGCAGUGGAGGCUGGGAUGUUAAAUAUCUUCAAGGCAGAGAUUGAUAUUCUUGAUCUCGCAAGGAAUUAAGGGCUACGGAGAGAAUAUGGAUCUCCUGUGACUAUCAGAGGAUGGUCAAUCUUCCACCAUUUCUAGAACAUUCUGUAUUCAAAAGGAGGCACUUCAUGAGGAUUACGCCAUUUCUAUGAAUUAAAGAGGGAUAAUCAUAGCAACCUCGCCUCAGCUUAAAGCAUACAUGGAGCCUGUGGUCCAGGGCAGAGUAACCAAGGAACUGAAGAUGUCCGAGAUGGUGGAAUUAAUUGUGGAGACUGCGGCUGAAGCUGGAGCAACAGGAUUCAGUGUGUCUGGUGGAGGCAAAGAAGGAAUCUUUGUCAAGGAGGUGCUGAAGGACUCAAGGGCUGCAAGAGCACUCAAUCUGAAGGAGGGAGAUCAACUUCUCAGUGCCAAAGUCUUCUUUGACAAUGCCAAGUACGAAGACGUACUGAAGAUUCUGCAGAGUGCCGAACCAUAUAAAGUUGCCUUCUGCCUGAAACGAACAGUGCCUAGUGCUGAUGUGGCCAUUUCAUCAGAGACUGGGAGCCUUGAACUGAAAGGGCCAGAAGCCAAAAAGACCAAACUGAGUAUCAAGAGCAUGUCGCCUGUCAAAAAAACCAAGAGAUUAAUGAAGGGGAAGGUCCUCAGCAAGGAAGAGGCAGAUGUUGAACUAGACGUGCCGGUGGACGUGGAGUUUGCUUUCCCUAAAUUCUCCACAUUUAAGAGACUGACUAUCACUUCCCCCAAGGAAGCAGCAGCUUUGAAAGGUGAUGCCAAGUUCAUCCAUCCUGAGGUGGAAGCUGAACUCACUUUGGGAGAGGGUCAGGUCAAAGACAAGAAGAGAAAACUCAAGUUCCCAGGCUUCUGGCCCAGUGAGUCAGGGAAGGCCAAACUUGACACCUUAGAGCCACCAAAGGAAAAAGGUGCUAUCUCAGUAAAGAUGCCACAGGUCACGAUGAAAGAACUUGAAGGCGCUGGGGUGGAGGUGAAGGCUGGAGCUAAAGUCCCCGCUCUCAAUCUGUUAUCUGCAACGAGAAAAGAGAAAGUAGAUGUCCCCACUUCCAAAAGUAAAACUGAACUCAAGACUUCUGGUGGAGCGGAGGUAACUGCUGGAGGAGAAAUGCCUGAAGGUAAAUUGAUCCUUGGACUCCCAGCGAAAGCCCCUCAGGUUGAGAUAGAUAUUGGCUUACCGAAAGCUGAAAUCGAUGUCAAAGGCCCAUCAGUUGAAGAAGAGGGCAAAGGGCCCAGCUUUAAGCUGAAGAUGCCGUCAUUCGGGCUAAAGGACAGUGAGGUUGUAGAUACGAUGGGUCUCACCGGCAAAGUAGAAAGACGAGAAACUGAAGCUGACCCAGAAGACAAACUGAAGAUGCCUCAGAUAUCGAUGCCUAGCAUUGACAUCUCUGUACCAAAAAUGAAACAAACCGAAGAGGUGGUUGUGCCUAAACGAGGCGUAGAAGUUGUUGUUGGUACUUAUAAAGCGGAAGGCUUGGAGGGAAGAGUUAAAGAAUUUGCUCACAAAGUCACAACAUUUGAUGUUUCAGCCCCCAAAGUCAAGGUGCCCGAUAUUGACAUCAGCCUGCCAAAGGCUAAAGCUGAUGUUUCAGCCACAGAAGAUGUUAAGAUCCCUGAUGCUAGAACUGCAAAGUUUGAGGGCGAAAUCCAGAAGUCAAAGAUUGGUAUCGAAGGACCAGAGAUCAAGUUGAAGAUGCCAAAAGUAUCGCUCCCAGACUUUGGCAUCUCUGUCAAGGACAAGGAAGGUGGGGAAAUGGAAGUUGAAGGCCCUGAUGCCAAAGGUCCAGUGUUAAAGGUCCCAAAAUUUGAAGUCUCACUUCCCAAAAUGAAACUGGGAGAAGCUGAGGUUGAUGGGACCCCACCAACAACUGAGGCACGCGUGAAAGUUCCUGUGUCCAAGGGACAGGUUUCCAAGGCCAAAAUGGACAUCAAGGGCCCUCAAGUGGAAGGAGGUGAGGCAAAAAUGAAACUGCCCUCAGUGAAAAUGCCAACCAUUGACAUUGCAGCGCCAAAGGUAACAAUUCCAGAUGUUCACCUCCCAACUGGUAAAGUAGAGGUCUCUCCUCCAUGUAUUACAGCUGAUUUGAAAAUGCCUAAAGUCAGCGCGGGAGGGCCAAGGAUUGAUGGGCAAGGGCCUGAAGUGAGUUCUGAGGGUUUCGACCUGAAGAUGAAAAUGCCAAAGGUGUCCCUCCCGAAGUUUGAUAUCUCAAUUGGUGGCAAAGAGGCUGAGGCAAAAGUGGAUGGAAAACUAGAGGCUGCUGCUGAAGACACUAAACUCAAAGGAAUGAAAAUCCCUAAAUUUGAGGUGUCCCUCCCCAAAAUGAAACAGGCAGAAGCUGAAACUGAGCUUCUAACUGAAGCAGAUGUAAGUGGCUUUGAUUUGAUUGGAAAACUGCCAUCCAUCAAAAUGCCAACAAUUGACAUUUCAGCCCCUGAGAUUAAGAUGCCUGACAUGAAGGCAGAGGUCUCAGCUCCGGCUGUCGAAGGUGGCUUCAAGCCUCCGAAAAUUGGCAUUGGAGUCCCAAAGAUCGACAAGCAACCUUCGGAAUUGACACCAGAGGCCCUCGACCUGCAGUUGAAGAUGCCAAAAGUGUCGCUGCCAACCUUUGGCCUCUCAGCCAAAGAUGUGGCAGGGGAAGUUAGUGGCCCUGAGGUGGACAUUAAGGGGAAAAUGCAGUCAGUCAAAAUGCCAACUAUUGAUAUCUCAGCGCCUGAGGUCAAAGUACCUGAGCUAAACAUUGACAUCUGCCUUCCGAAAGAAAAAGGAGAAACUGCUGAGCUUGCUGUCACAGGGGAUGCUAAGGUCUCUGAUGUUGGCUUUAAAGCACUAAAGGUUACCAGGGAGAGCCGAAUGCCUGGAAUCACCCCAGCAGGCACUGAUGCUAUGUUUCAAAUGCCAAAGGUGUCACUUCCAAAGUUUGAAAUUUCACUAAAGAGCAAAGAUGCCGGAGAAGACAUUGACAUGAAAGCAAAGGAAGGAUUGGACGUUGAAGGUCUAGAUGGGAGUGGAAAGAGUCCACAGCUUAAAAUACCCAAAGUGGCAAUGGCUCUUCCUAAGAUUAAGCCAGAUGAGGUUGACAUAUCUGAGGUUGAAGCCGACACCAAAUCUGGCAAACGAGACGCUAAAGUCUCAAAGGGUGAAGUCGAGGUGGAGGGAGUUGAAAGUUCAAAGGUUAAACUGAAACUGCCAUCGAUGAAAAUGCCAUCCAUUGAUAUUCCCACCUUUCAGACGGAGGGCCUGAACGUUGACAUCAGUCUUCCUUCAGUGAAAUCAAAGCCAACUGCUGAAGGCGAUUUCAAGACUGACAGAGGUGGCAUUGAAGGACCUGAUGCCAAAGUGAAAAUGCCCAAAGUGUCUCUGCCAAAAUUUGGUUUGAAGAGCAAAGUGGACAAGGAGGCAGAUGGCAGCCCACUGAAAGUUGACGGGAAAGCAUCUUCGCCAGGAGCAAAGGGAAAAGUUCAAGUCAAAAGUAAAUCCCUCGACAUUGGGAUCAAAGGGCCUUCUGUCGAUGUAGACACUGAUGAUGUAAAGCAUAAAGGGAAGGAAGGCAAGCUUAAAGUUCCCAAGUUCAAAAUGCCAACAUUUGGAACACCCAAAAAAUAUGAAGCGGGUGUUGACAUCACCACCCCUGAUGUUGAAACACGCACUUCAAAAGGCAAGCUUCAAGUUAAAGGAGCAGAGCUUGAAACAGGAAGCCCAGAGGGAAAAGGCAGGACUUCCAAAUUUGGGAUUUCAGCAUUCAAAAGCAAAUCCCUGGAUACUGAAGUGAGUCUUUCCUCAGAUACUAAGUUGUCAAAGGGAAAAGCUGAGGUGAAAGAUCCUAGUGCCAGGAUGAAAGCGCCUAAGAUGGACAUCAGCAUUAAGGCUCCUGAUCUGAGCACUGGAGCCCCUGAGAUCAAACUGAAGAUGCCUUCCUUCUCAAUGCCCAGCAUUGGUAUAUUGGGAUCAAAAGUAGAAGCAGACCAGGAAGGGGGGACCAAGGCCACAACUAGUACUUCUGAUGCCGAAGUAGAAAGCAAGUUGAAAAUGCCAAAUAUACAGAUGCCAGCUAUUGAAAUUUCAGUGCCUCAGGUAAAGCAGGCAGGCAUUGAAGGACUGUUGCAAAUGGCAGAGGUCGAUGUCUCGGAAGUCGAUCUGAAAACUUAUGGGGGAGAUUUAAAGAUUCCAAAGGUGAAAGGUGAGGUGCAGGACAUGGAAGGGAAACAGAAGGCUUCAUUGGUGAAAAUGCCAUCCGUCGACAUUUCAUUGCCCAAAGUGAAAGCUCCAGAUGUCGACCUGAGUUUGUCCAUGCCCAAGGUUGAUGCCUCAGGGCGAAAAGUUGAAGGUGAGGCUACUUUACUAAGCGCUGAACCUGAAGAUGGAGAAUUCAAACUAAAAAUGCCCAAGAUCGGAAUGCCCAAGUUUGGCAUAUCUGGGUCAAAGGAGAAAGAGACUGGUGUUGAUAUUUCGGCUUCUACAGAUGAUCAUACAGAGGAUCCUGAAGGCAAAGGGAUUAUGUUCAAAACAAGAAUGCCUAAAGUUGACCUUUCUCUCCCCAAAGUUAAACCAUCAGAAGCUGAUAUUGAGAUGGAUGCCGCUCUGCUUGAGGCUGAGGGACUUGAUGCAGAAGGAAAAUUCAAAAUGCCUGGAUUUACUCUUCCAAAGUUCUCACCACCGAAAAUGGUGGCCCCAGAGCUGGACCUCAAUAUCCCGUUUUCCAAAGAUAAAAAGAUGGCUAGUGAGACAACAGAGGCCAAAACCGAUACUCAGACUGCAGGGGGUGAAUUUCAAAUAAAGAUCCCUCAGGUGUCUUUGCCUGGUUUUGGCAUUUCAUCAGCAGAGGAGACCAGCACAAGUGUGGACGUCAGUCUUCCAACCGACAAAAUGAAAGCAAAAGCAAAAGUAGAAAUUAAAACCCCUCGGGUGGAGGGAGGGACUGAAGUAGAAAGCCCUGAGGGGAAGACCAAAGGGGGCAAAAUCAAGAUGCCCAAGUUGCAAAUCAGCACCCCAAAGGCCAAGACCGAAGUGGAUGUGGCUGCAGCAAAAGAGGUUGCUAAAUCUGGCACUGAAACAGACGGAGGAAUAUUGAAAUUGAGCCUGCCGAAAUUUGGGAUUUCACCAAAAUUAACUGAAACAGAAGUCGAUUUAGAGCUACGGGGCUUGGAUGGGAAGCUCAAAGAAUCCAAAGCGAAAGGGUCCAUGUUUGGCAUCUCACUUGGGAAAGGUCACAAGGACGAUGGUGAAACUCUGGGAGUUUCCAGGGUGGCCGAGGGAGCCUUCGAAGGAAAUGGUGGCAGGAAAUCGGACAAGUUCAAGAUUAAGAUGCCGUCGGUCACCAUCCCUAGCCCAAAAGUGGACGUCGAUUUUGGCAGAGCUUCACCAAAAGGCAAAGUUACCGACCAAGAGGCCAAAGCUGCAGUGAAAGAAGCAGGGGGAGUCAGGAUAAAAGGUGAGGUCCAGGAAGUGAGCUCAGAGGGUCCCGAAUCCCGAUUUAAAAUGCCCACAUUGAGGAUGCCAGAUUUUAGCACUUCUGGCAACAAAGCCAAUCAGGUGACGGUGGGAACCAAGGUAAUGCAGUCAGAAAGGGAAACCCGCAGAUCGAAAGUUGAGGUGGAUCUUGAGGGACCAGAGGAGGACGCAGAUGGGAAGCUCCAGAUGCUGAAGGUGAAGAUGCCCAAAGUUGAGAUUGGUUUGCCAGGAGAGGACUUGGACAGAGCUGGAAAAAUGGAGGUCAGAGCUGGAGCAGAGACAUGGCAGAUUGGCCAAGUGACUUCAGAAGAAAUAUCUGCCAAGACUUUCUUCAAGAUGCCUACUGUUGAGAUUUCAACACCCAAGAUCAGAGAUUCAUUGUCUGGGGUGGAAGGAAGCACCACUGAAAUUGGCCUCCAUCAACUGGGUGAAAGAGGAGACUCAGCGGAGGGGGACACUGAUAUCCUUCAGCUGAGGAUGCCCAAGAUUGAGCUGCCCUUGUUUGGCUUAUUGGAACCCAAAGAGGGCAGUCAGGCACGAUCAGGAGAUCAAAGCAGCACAGGGGCUACUGUGGGUUCCUCAGUGUCAAAGACUAAAAUAGAUUUUCAAGGGCCAAAAGUGAGCAUCAAAGGGUUGCAAGUUCUGAAAGGUUUCAAAGAUUCUGAAAUGGAGGUGACUGGAGCAGAGCCAGAUGCUUCAGAAAGCAGACUGAGCAAGCUGAAAGGGAAAAUGUCAAAGUUCGGUGUGGAGUUGCCAAAAGUCACACAGCAAGAAGAGGCGAGGAUGGGCCCUGGUGUAGUUAAGGCUGAGGGCACAGCAAAGGGAAGUUAUACAUCACUUAAGGCUGACAUUGACUUGCCUGAUGCAGAGCUCAGGGGAUCUGAAGCAAAAACAAAAACUGACAAAGCCAGAAAGCAGGUGCUCGGCUUUGCAAAGGCCAGAAUGAGAGGCAAAGACCUGACCGGCCAUUUACUGGAAGAAGGUAUCAAAACGUCUUCACCCAAGGCCAAAGGACGUAGCAAAUCGCCAUCUGCGAAGGGGAACAUUGACAUUGGAACUCCACCAGAGGGUGAUAAUGCAGCGGUCAAAGUAAAAAUGCCCAGUGUGAAGAUGCCGAGUUUUGGAAUCUCCUUGUCUAAAAGUAAAACUGCAGAGUUCAACGGGGGUUUGGAGGCUGACAGGCACCCAAGAAAAGGAGAGGCUUGGAAAAAGGCUGCAGGAGCUGAGGAAAGUGAUGACACGGAUAGUUCGGAUGGGAAAUCCAAAAUGAAACUGAAGUUGCCCAAGAUCAGUUUCACGCCUGUUAAAAUACCCACGGUUGAUGUUGCUUUGGGUGCACCUGCUUCACCUGUUGCAGGGAAAUCAGGCAAUGCCUCGGAUCUUCAUGUUAAUGGAGAGGGUGAGAUGGCUGGCAGCCAAGGCAUGAUGGGAAAAAUCAAGCUGCCAAAAGUGGAAUUUUCCUCGCCAUACCUGAAAGCCAAAGACAGUGACUAUGAGCAAAGCCUCCAACUGGUCAAAACAGAAAUGUCAGUGUCGAAAGAUGAUGCUGGGUCCAAGUCCAGUACUGGCCCGUCUCCCAGGUCCUCAUCCCCACAAAUGAAUGGAGAGGACGCAAAAGGCAAAGGGCUGAAAAUAACCUUCUCAGGCCUCCAAAAGAAAAGCCAUGAAAGGGAUGGAGAGCCAGAUGGGUCAAAUCUGGUGACAUCAACAGCCAGGACUGAGAUGGUUCUGCUGGAGUCCAGUGGGGAUGCCAGACAUACCAAGACUAACAAGUCAAAAUCCAUAGUGGGCUUUACUUCAGGUAAAUCCAAAGGAACGUACUCUGUUCAUGGCACUGCAUCAGGCCUCUCUGACUCGGGGAAAGUGUCCAAACUAAAGACCACCACAGACGGUCAAGGGGGUGAGAAAGAAGAGUCGGAAAUGAAGGAUAAGUCCGCUAAAUUCAAACUCCCCAAGUUCUCCCUCGGCCCCAAGUCUAAAGGGGUGUUGGACGUCACCACUACAGAAUACGAAAACAAUGUUAUGUCAGAACUACAGCUCGACGAUGAUGAGUCCACAGAAAGACACUUUAAAUUCCAAAUGCCCAAAGUAGGCUUCACAACCGUCUACCAUGAGGAGCACAUUUCUGAGGAGAAGAUCUUUGAAGGGGAAGGUCCUGUCAUGGGAUCGAAGGGCAAAAAACAAAUGAAAAUUGAAACUCUGACUGAUAAGUCAACAAGCUUUUAACUGAAGGUCAGAAACAGCAAGAAGUGAGUUCCCGAGUAGACAGAGACUUGAGUGUUGUACAGAUUUCCCUCACUUCCAUCAAAUUAACAGCGUUCCUGUGUUUCAGAGCAAACAGAUAAAGGUGACUGGACUACAACUCGACACAAUACAGGCUGCAAUCUUCAUGGACUAGCAAUGGUAGUUCAAACUGGACUGUAUGUUAUGAUCACGCUGCUUGUGAUCUUCUAAUGGAGGCUGUGCACAGAACGUUCAUUAUGACUAACACUCACCAACAUUCUUUCUCACAUCCACUCACCCUUUAAUCUUCUUUUGGUUCCUUCAAAACAUUCUGUUUCAAUUGAUGAUUUUCCUCAAGUAUUGUGGUCUUAUUAUAUUAAUUAUAGAUUAAAAGUCAAUGACUUAGUUACUGAUUAAAAGGUUUUUAUGGACAAUUGUUUUCAUUUGGUCAUGAUUUAGGGUCUCUAGGAAGAAACCAUUUCAGUCUUCAGGCAGAGUGAAGGGGUCACAUGGUGGGUUAGCACUGCUGCUUCACAGCGCAAAGGACCUGGGUUCGAUUCCACCCUCGGGCAACUGUCUGUGUGGAGUUUGCACAUUCUCCUUUUGUCUGCGUGGGUUUCCUCUGUGUGGCCCUGGAGAUGUGCAGGUUAGGUGGAUUGAUAAUGCUAAAUUGUCCAUAGUGUCCAGGAAUCUGCAGCAUAAAUUGACUAACCAUGGUGAAUUCAGGGUUAUGAGUAUAGGACAGGGGGAUUGGGUCUGGUUGAGAUGCUCUUUGGAGGAACGAUGUGGAAUCCAUGGGCCAAACCCGACUGUAGGAAUUCUGUGAACAAACAGGAGGAAAGAAGAAGGUAAAUGAAUUUGAGUGAAAGUAAAAUCUAGAGAUUGAGUUAAUUAGACAGGGUUCAAGAAGUGUAUGAGGCUCAAAGGGUGAAUAGGAUGGCCACCAGUGAAUUCCAAUGGGGCAAACCAGCCCUGUACUGUUUGCUUUGCCUUUGGCUUGAAGAGUUAUUUCAAAGGGAUCUUGGCCAGUUGCAGACCAUUUUAUUCAACUGCAAAGCAGCUGUGUAAAGAUGAGAUGUCGUGUGGGAGGGAAGGUUCCAGCGGCGAUCAAACUUGAACUUGUGUUUGUUUUAUGUGGAGCAACGUGUGGACAGGCUACAGAAGCAUCUCAAAACUCCUGAACAAUUAUGAAGAGCUCUUAAGGAGCCUAAUUGAGCAAAGUUGAAGCAUUUGUAUGCCAUUAAUGGUCCUCAUUAGCAUAUAUGACCUGCUUUUGUAGUACAAUUAGCCCCUCUCACGUGAAGAGUUAAUGAGUGUAGCCAGUGACUAACCUAGAUCAAAGUGGUGAGUGGGUGUCAUUUUGCUUUUGAUGUAUCCAUUCAAACUCAUUGGCUUUAAAUUAUUAGAACACAGAAAAUAAGCUGCCUAAGGUAUAAUAUAACUGGAGGGUGUAGCAGAACCGAGAUCUUGUUAGGUAGACCCACCAUAGUCUAUUGUGAAACCUUUGUGACAAACUCUCUGACAGAAUGAGACUGGAUGACUUUGUUCAACUGAUGCAGAGGUUCAGAAUGUUUACAGGACACGACCUGGUGAAUAGGGACUGGAUUGCUGGAUGCAAUCCUGAGUUCGGCAGUUCAGGAAUCUUGGAAAGGAUCUUGGAGAGAGUACAGAGGAUGUUUACUAAGAUGACACCAGGCACCAAGCACUCAAUGGGAAAGCUGAGGAUUGAUGUCCUGGAGAAAGUUCAGGGAGAGGCGUACAGAACCAUGAGAGGCUACCGACGAAACAAGUGGCAAGAACCCUUCCCUUUGGUCAAGUCAAUCAGUUCCCAGAGUUCAGAGAAGUGCAGUAAUUGACAGGAGGAGAAAAUAAAGAGAAACGGCAAGGUCUAAUGAUCCAGAAUUUGCAGCCGACAUCAAGCAGAUUCCAUGAAACUCGUCCAAAUGGCAUCAAUCAUGUAGUUAAAAGGAACAAUUGGCAGGAUUAAAGGAUAAAAUAUGAAUGUGGAACAAAAUUGGAUCAGCACUCUCAAAGAGCUAGCACAGGCAUCAUCUGCAGAAUAGUCUCUCUCUGUGCUAUCAGAUCCACAAUUCUAUCACCUGACUCAAACAGACCUUCAAUGGCAGAUAUAUGUUUCAAUGAAAGAAGUUACCAGUAACCACAUGUACUUAAUAGACAUAGCUGAGAAGGUGAAGAGUUAAAUGAUAAUUAAUUAAUUAAAAGAUUUGAAUUCAGAUGAAUGAAAUUUUCACAAACUCAAAGGAGGUUGUACCCUCUUUGGUAGAAACUAAAGGCACUUUCUAUUAAUUUUAUUUUGUGAUCUAAUCUGGUAACGUCGGGUGGUGAGGGUUGAAUUGGUCAAAGCUACUGGUAAUGUCAGGUUAAAUCAGUCAAGACUUGUAAUGUCAGUCAGUUUAAGUCGGUCAUGGCUGGUGAAAGUCAGGUAAAAUUGGUCAGGGUUUGUUGGUAAGUAAUAGUUCCUGUUCCCCAUUAAUCUUAUUGUUACCUACUUUUUAUGAAUUUCAUCCACACAUAUUGGCUGCCAGCUUCUUUUGAAACAUUGUUUGUUGGCCACACUCGCCUCUAUCUGAUGUUUCAUACUAAUGUUUCAAAAACUGAAAUAAAGUACUAACAUCACACUUACAUAGUACAUCUGGAGAAAGUGAAGAUAUUAUUGUGGUGAAUGCAGCGAUUUGCAGAGAUCCCACUUGAUGCAUUAAAUUCCCGCUUUUAAUAUUGUGUGUGCAAAAAAUAUUAAAUCUUGUUUGAAAUGAAGAUGUGUUGAAACCCUUUAAGUAUUUUCUUAAAGGCAAUGUUCUUGCCAAUUGCUCAAGAGAUAUUUUCUUCUCCAAACUAAAAGCAUUCCCGAAUCUGAUGCGACCUCAGCUAUCAGACCAUAUUUUUACAUGUUAAUUAAUAGAGGGAACAACACGAGAGACAAUAUCUUAAGACAUUUACCCAUUUAUAAGCAGUUGAAGCUCCUCCACCUCCCAAUCAACUGUUACACUCUCAGAUUCCAGCAUCUCCAUCAUGCAGGCAUACGCAUCCCACACUCAGAUACCAGCUCUUUAUCACACACUCACUAAUUCAUGCUCAGAUUCCAGUUUUUCCAGCGCACACAAACACACUGCCCUACUCUCAAGUACCAGCUCCUCCAUCACACGCAAAUUGUUUCACUCUCCAAUACCAAUUCCUGCAUCACACAUAGCCAAACACACACACUACCCCAGUCUCCGAUACCAGCUCCUCCAUUUCACAUACACACAUACACACACAGUUCCAGUCUGAGAUACCAGCUCUUCCAUCUCACACACACAGAGUAUCCCACUCUCUGAUAGCAGCUCCUCCAUCACAGACACACAUGCAGACUAUCCCACUCAUGUUGAGGAAUAGUUUCUGACCACACCUGUUGAGCUGAAGUUAGGCAUAUGAACCAUUUGUGGUCCCACAAUCUGGUUGACUUGUCUCCAGUUGGCCUUGGUCUGUCACAGAGGAACCAUGUUAUUAGAGGUUACCCAGAGAUACGUCCCAGUGGCUUAAUACACAGCUGUAUCUGGUACUGGACUAUUUGUGAACCCGAAUCAAUGUACUCAACCUACUGAGUACAUUGAUGAUAUUACACAAUAUUUACAGUAGGUUAACUUAUAACCCUAUGAAUUCAGGUUUUAAGUUUGAUCACAAAUAUAAUCAGGUUUGUCUCAUGAUGCUAGUGAUGGAUUUGGAAAUGAGUUGGUGAAAAGUGUACUUAAACCAUUCAGAAUUACAGGACAUUAAAUGUGGAAAGAAUCAGAGCAAAAUGCACUGCUGCAGGGAACCAAAUAUCUCUUGACAUGGUCUACUGCUACUAUUUUUGAUCUUUUUAUGAUUGUAACAUGAAAAGUAUGGAAUAUAUUUUUAAUGAAUAAUUUUAACCAUGUAUAAUAAAGAUGAGGAAUUCUCACACCAA